GUCUGAGAUGAUUGUGGCCUUUAUGUAUGUUUAGCAGGAAACAGCAAUUGGGGGAAAUUAGCUAUUACCAGCAUUAAAAGCAGUCUUCCAUUAAACUGGGCAGAGAUUUUUCUCUAUUCAAUCAAUGUAAGCAGCAUAAUCUCUUGAAACAACAUAUUGAUGAGGGAUCAGAACUGCUGCUAAUAAAAUCACUUUCAUAAUCUAGUGAGCAUAUCUACCAGCAAGCACACCUUAGGGACUGGAGCAUGCUGGUUGUCCAGUGGGAGCCAUAAGGACAGAUGUAGCUGAACAUGUUUUUUUCAUGUUUUAUUACCUCUCCAAGAAAAGUUGCUCAGGUCAGGAUUCAAGCACUGCUCCUAUUGCACAUAUGCAUAGGGACGGAAGACAAAACUGAAGACAACUGAUCAGCUGUAGUAACCCAUGAAUGCUGUCUAGUCUGGAUGCAGGGGCUAGUUAGACCGAGGAGCUGGGAGCUGAGUCUGGAGAUCUCUGAGCUGGCAGCUGUAGGGGGUGCUGUGUGUAUGCCUUACCCAAAGCUGAGUAAGGGCCAAACAGUUUCUGCAUCAAACUGUCCAUUUGUUUUGAGUUCUGUGUGUAUGUAGUCAGGAUGCUUUCACCUUGUCACUAUAGCAGUGUGCUGAAAUAAACCUCUAGACCAGUGGUCAUUAGCCUAUCUGUAAGAACAAGAAGUGUGACAAAGUGGAGACAAACACAAAAAGUAACAUCUGAACUUGUCAAGUGCCGUUAUUUAGAGGAGCAGAGAUGGAGGAGAGGUCUCCUGUACUGAUAGCCUUUUGCUUCAAAGCUUUUAUCUGCUGGAGUUUCUGAUAUGCCUGCAAACAGCUGGGCAUCUUAGGCGUGGCUUAAUUUUAAAUCUGUCUAAUUCAGUUUUUUCUGGAACUAGUUUGGGUCUAGAGAGCAUCCCCUGGCAGUCCUUCCCCACCUUUACUCCAAAUUCCCACAUAACAUGCUCAAAUAUGUGAUCGUGGCUGCCUUUACCAAAAGUCUGUCUGGACAGAGUUUCAGGAAAAUGAAGUUAUGUUGUAGGCACAGCUGGUAAACACAGGCUGGGGUCAUGUUUGUUAGUACCAUAACAUCUUUUUUUCAGUUAUAUGUGAUAUCCUACCUUCUGCUUCACCAGACACCUUUGGUAAUAGAGAGCUGGCUGAACUUGACAGUGGCCAGCUGUGGGUUCUCAGCAGUGUGUUAUGUUAUGAGCUCAGGUAAUUCUGUGGGUUACCGUAAGCUAUUCAAAAAUUUGAGCUGCAGUGGACUUCCUAGUACAACUAUUACAGCAGUUAAUAGAGAAAUGAUCUCUAUUGUCUACACCAAGCAUGGAGGUCAGAUCAUCCCAUUUGAAAAUCUCUUAAUAUAGCUCCUUGAUAAAAGGUUGGGGGGAAGGUUUGACAUUGAAUUUAAAGCAAUUUGCAGCUCUCUUCCUCAGAGCUGUCCUUGGCAUUUGUUGCUCCAUUGCUUGCUGGACUUGUGCAUGCACCGGUCAACUCCUGAGUGUGUCUGCUAUGUUUUGAAUGAGGAGGUGAAAGUCAGGAGGUAUGUUUUGGACAAAGGCUAAUUUACAGCUCUCUUCUCUGCACAGAGAGCUCCCUACUAGAUCUCACAGGUCAGCAAGAGAUAAUCAGCAUGUCUAGAGCUCAUAUUCUGCUGCUGUGAAGUGGCUGAACAGGGCAGUGAGGAUUGAGGCAGAAUUGUCAGUUCUGUCAAUUAUAGCAGGAACAGACAAUGCUGUAUGUACUUACGUAACUUUCUAAACCCAAAAUCUGGAGUCACUCACUAGGCUGGUAUGUUUAAGCAAAUGUUUACUUUUCUCAAACAGCUUGCUCUCUUGGUGCCAUGAGCAUUUGAGGGGAAAAUAUCACAGAUUAUUUCUCUGUCUGAUGUUGCUUUUAAUAGACAUGUUUUCAUACACAGUGAGAGGUUUAACAUUUAUAUUCCCAAAGACCCAGGCAUCUUUUUCACUGCAUGGUGAUUAUUAUAUUCUUUCUAGACCCAUCUGUUAAGUGGCUGCAUUAGCUUAUGGGAUAGCACAGUCCCUUACUCACUGCUGCUUCUAUUUGCAUUGUUUCCUCUGCCUCCAUCUCGGCUCAGGGAUAGAUAAGUGAUCUGAGAUCAGCUGUGUUGACAGGCUUAACAUUAUCAUGGACGGCAAGGAAGUAAAACUUGGUUCUGUGAUCACCCUAGGAAGAUCCAUAUUUCAGGGCACUCUGACUUUUUUUUUUUUUUUUAAGCAGAGAGUUUCUUUUUCCUCCAGCAUCCAGUGCUUUAGAGAUAUUCUGCAGCUAUUAACUUCUGUUCUUCUUCCACCCUUUUUGUCAGAUCCCUUGCAGUGGUGGGGUGAAGCCAGGUGUCUUGGUUCAGCCUUAGUCUGUUUUGUCACUUUGGGAGCUGCUCGUUUGUUAUAGAACCUCAGGUUCCCAGGCACAUUCCCAUCCAAGCAUUGGGCACAGGGUGCAGAUAGGGCUGUGGCCUUCUGGCAGCUCCAUCUUGCAGAAAACUGCAGCUUAUAUCCCUCUGCUCCCUACUGUGACUUUUCUUGCUCAGACAACCUGGCUGAUGCUCAGGUUCAGCUCACUGUGCAGAGGGAGGACUGGUGCUCUCAACAGGGUGAACAGAGAGGGCACAGUGAGAGCUCUGGCUUUCCACUGAGGUUCCCGGCACACACCACCAAAAUCACCCCUUUGCCCUGUGAUACCUACCAGAGACUGGUGCUAAAGCAUUCUAGAUUGUUCCGCAGUAAAUUAAACUCUGCUGGAGAUUGUUCUCUACAUCUACAGAAACAGGUAGUCUGGGGUCUGAAGAAAUUCUCACCUGUUUGUUUGCUCAAUGCCAACAUGAGCAAUGACUGGAUGUAGCCCCUGCCACAGGCCUUCCAGUGAUUGCAAUGGGCUCAAGUCUUUUAUAAUGUGGAUGGGAAACACCUGACGGCUUGCAGGUAGUAACAGAGUUGUCUUGGUGAGGGGUAAAAAUAUUGUUUGUGCUAGACCGUAUUCAUGGUGUAAAUUGAAGCAAUUCCAUUAUAUUCCCUAAGAUUGUUUUAGGUUCACAGAAACAGGUUCAGGACCAUUUCUGUCCGUGUUACCUAAGAAUCUGCCUGAUUUCUUCAGUGUUAUAUUUAGAAAAAUGUCUACUGGAUAGUCUUGCACUUUAUUGUGCCUGUCACUUCUUCGGUUUUGAAUGCUGUGGCUGGGUCACCUUGAAGUCUUCCCUCUAGUGCUGAGAAUAAGUUUGAUUUCCUUAGUCUUUUCUCAAAGCAGAUAUUAAAGCCAGGGGCUGUCCUCAUUUCUCUACUUUGCACAGACUCCCUUGGGUUCAUGUUACCUUCCUCAGCGAGGAUGUCCAGGGCCAGAGUGACUUUUGGAGAUGUGGUCUAAGCAUUGACUGCACGAAGCACCAAGGCACGUUUUCCAUCUCUGACAGUCCUUCCAGGGGGCCAAGGAGGCUCUGCUGGUGGUUGAGGGUGGUAGGUGAGCAGAUGCAGCCCCACGUGGUGCUUCGUGCCUGGGUGGAUUCCUUGAAGCCCGUCUGUCCAUGAAAGUUGCUCUCUGAAGGUGGGCUGGGAUAUCAGCACCCAGGGGCUGGCUCAGAGCAGCGCACACACUGUCUGUUCCACACGUGCUUGCAUUUCCUGCUGUGGGUGGCCGCAGUGUCUUCCGCAGCCUGCUGCUUCUGGUUUAGGGCUGCCCUUCACGUGAAAGGGUGAGGCAUAUGCUUUUGAUCUUCCCACAGACACUGGAAUACUUGCACAUCCAUUCAGAAUAAAGCCUGUAGGCAGCAGUUAACUUCUGGAUACUGUUUCUCAGUGAGAAGCUCUACCUCUGCCCUUUUUUAGCAGCCUGGAGUAUGUGCACUUUCUUUGUGCUGCACAACUACAGCAAUGACAGAUAUUGCCUUACCCCCACUGAUUUUCCCAAAUCCAGCUGGAAAAUUUAAUGUCCUGCUGAUGAAGAAAGAUGGCUGCUAUCUCAUGCAAAUGGUUGCAAACCACCUGCAGGCUCAUGAGAGUGUUGCUGUAAUAGUUACACAUUAUACAGGCUUAGUCUCCAUUCAUGUUUGCAAGAAUUUUGUCUACCAAGAGGUGAUAAAAACUUAUUAUUUUCCCCGAGAUACAGCACUCAUGUGGGAAGGUCUGUCUCGAGAGUGAAUUCAUUUUUCAGUGGAUGUGGAUCAGGCCCUUGACGCCAGCAGUUCAAAGCAGACUUUUCCUUUGAGUAUUCACUGACACUUUUUAACAUCAGGAUAUUUAUAGGUGCAAUUUUCUUGGAAAUCUACAGAGGAGGGCUGGAAGUGUCUGAGAAGUUUUGUUUGUCAGCAGUUUAUGUUGCUGUGGAAACGCCUUAAUAGGGCCUGGGAAAACUGCCUGGAGAAAAAGGUGGUUGCCAAAGGUGCUAACAGCAAUGUGCAUCUCUUGUUGGUUCCUGGCUUACCUCAACCUAUAUGUUGGGCACAUGCUUCACAACAGCUACUGUUGUGUCAUGAGGGUGACACAUACUUUGUGCUUCUGAUCAUGAUUUGCUUCCAUAAACACUCUGUCACUCUUCUGAACACGUACUCCCUGCGAGUCUUUCCUCUGAUCCUGGAUGAUAUGCUGGGUACCAAAGUGGUGUUGGAGUCCUCGUGAGUGAGUUUCUGGCUGUGAAGGUAAGUAGCAACAUUAGUGAGGGUGAGAGGGAUGCUGAUGAGAUCUCAUGUCUCAAAAUGAGUUACAGUGACUUGAUGAAUGUGCUUGCACGCAAACCUGGCCUUUUUCUAGCAGAGCUGACUAGGUAGACUUGCUAUUACAUAGCCCUUUGGCAAGUGGAAGGCUUGGUGAGGAGGGGUCAGCUUCUGAAUCAUCUUGUUAGCUUAUAAAGCAGACACAAAUCUGCUCCUUGCUGUUCUUUUCCUGCCUUUUUCUUUUUUCCUCCUGCCCUGGAGAAAAGUACUUGCAGGAAUAGAGCAGAGCCAGGGGAAGCACAGAUGGAUUUCCUCAGUGACAAAGCAGAAUGAGGGCUGUGUGUGACUGCCAGACUUGUGGCACAACUGCUGGGUGCAGGGUUCACUGUGCUAUGGACUGGAUGCAGCAGGCACAAAGGGUGUCACAGCUGGUUGCCUGAGAGAUGUGAUGCAGCUUUUUCCUUACGGGUGGCAAGUAGGUGCCUCUCUCACUCCGCUGUUGCAGGCUGCUGGAAGUGGCAUUGGUGGGUUCUCCCUGCUGCUGUUUUUUCUUUUUUUUUUUUUUUCCCUUUAAACAAAUGGAAAGGUCACAGUCUCAUGAGCUGUCUGAACUGUGACAGGGAAUCCGACAAAGGCAUCUAUCCAUGGAUGAGCCUAAUGAAUUUCCCUCAUGCUGAAGAGGAAAGAUCACCCUUAUCAGAUAUUCCCUCUGUCUGAUGACAGGAUUCUGUCCAUCACAGCAUUGUUGUUCCCCCCACGGUGGAUCAAGAGCUGGGAGGAGGAAGAUAUAAAGCUUCAUGGGAGGUCUGCAAGGCGAACAGAAGACAGGAUCUCUCAGGCCUUCAGGAAUGCAUCACUGGGUUCAGCCACGGGUGAGAGGUUUGUUAUCCCCUGUGUUGUAUCUCAGUGGAGUGUCUGGAGUGGCUGCGCGGAGCCGUGCAAGACAACGUACCGUGUUCGGAGGAGGCACGUCAUCCAGGAGCCCAGGAACGGAGGAGAGGCGUGCCCUCCUCUGGAGGAGAGGGCUGGCUGCGUGGAGUACUGGACAUGGCAAGGAACAGAGUGCAAACAGUCCCUGAUCCCAGCAUUAAUAACAACAGGAGGGUUUGGAAAAGCGAGGAAAAAAAGAGCCACGGCUGAUGGCAAUGAAAGAGCAGGGUACUGUGUUGAAUUCCAGCUUGUGGCCAUCAUGCCAGGCUGCUUGCACAGCCACCACUCAUACACUCACUGGAUGCAGUAUCUCAGGGAGGGCCACACCGUCUGUGUGGAGUGUCAGCACCCGGCUUUAGACUCCAGAAGUCUACAUUGUUAUGGGGAUGGCAGUGGAAGCAAAAACAAUCAGCUGUUGCACUGGCAGGCGGUAGGAAAUCCUCGGUGCAAGGGAACCUGGAAGAGAAUUCGCCAGCUGGACACUUGCUCCUGUCCUUCUGUUCACAGCUUCUUGUUCAUCUAACCUGCUGACAGUCCCAGCAAGCGAGUGCUGUGUUGGCUUGUCUGGCACCAAUGUGCAGCAGCAGUAGGAGCCACAACCAUGACUUCUCUGUGUCAGAGGCCAUGCCACUUACUUUCAAGAGAUUGCUGUCCGUACUGAAGUAUCCUGAAUCCUCUCUGUCUCUGUCUACUCCUUGAUUCCCAAAGAAAUCAGGCUGGCUGUGAAGUGCCAAUCUCUUUUCUGCCCAUCCAUCCCUGAGGAAGGCCUGUCUGACCCUGAUGACUUCUUGAAAAUUCCCCCUUUCUUGAGAGGAAUGAGAAUUCACCAAAUAAGAAAUUGGACAACAAAGGCCAUAGGAACCCAGGUUUAAUUAUUAUUUUCCUAAAGUCUCAAUGAUCAACAACACAAAAUAAUCUAACUCAAGUGCCUUCUUUUCAUUGCAGUGGCACUUCUUUGUGGAUGCUUUCUGCUUGUGCUUAUAUAUAUCUUUUCCCUUUGUUUUCACCCUCCCUGGUCUCGUCAUUUCAUAUUGAUCCUCAGUCUUACAGACUCAAUCUCGUGCUGCUGAGAUAAUGGCAAAACUUAGAAAUGAGCCUGUUCAAAUCUGUGAGAAUAGAAGGUACCAGGGAUAAAUGGGCCCCUGGACUUCAGGUUUCAAGGAGCAUCUCCGAGUUGCCCCAGAACACAGUGGAGUACUGGGGCUCUAAAUAGAAAGUCAUCCCAGCUGUACCAGGAGGACUAGUUAUAGCCUUGUGUUUUCGACUGGAAAAUAUUUGAAAUAUUUUCUUUAUAUCUGCUGAUUUAUAUUCAUACUUUUCAAUAAAUGAAAAUAAAGGACAUAGAGACAUUC
This is a messenger RNA of Athene cunicularia (burrowing owl), 6953 nucleotides long. RefSeq names its product somatomedin-B and thrombospondin type-1 domain-containing protein-like. The transcript is spliced from 5 exons. NCBI's taxonomy places the organism in Eukaryota, Metazoa, Chordata, Aves, Strigiformes, Strigidae. The record is from RefSeq and is a predicted model, not a curated record. Bases 5342 to 6124 code for a protein of 260 amino acids.